This is a messenger RNA of Wasmannia auropunctata (little fire ant), 808 nucleotides long. RefSeq lists its product as uncharacterized. The coding region runs from base 453 to 785 and encodes 110 amino acids. Lineage: Eukaryota; Metazoa; Arthropoda; Insecta; Hymenoptera; Formicidae. The record is from RefSeq and is a predicted model, not a curated record. The transcript has 2 exons.
AAGCAUGCAUAAAAAACUUAUGCAAUGGCAAUUUCUGUUUGUUAAUUACUGAUCGUUAAUUACAUAUUAUGCGAGGAAUAUACGAAAGCAUGCAUAAAAAACGCGCACAUGUGCCGCAGAUAAGAUAUCCUCUGUUGCAAACAUCUGUUUGCAAAUAUAAACAAUGUUGUGUACGUGUUACAUAUAUGACAUUCAAGUAAUAACGCGCACCUUAAUUUUCCAGUGAGGUUAACUGAUAGCGACCCCGUUUUUCCGUUGCGUAUAAUGCAAAAAUAAAAGCGCAAGAAAACAACGGUCGUAUGACAUAAUCCGGUAUAAUACCUACACACCCGUUUCCCGAGAUCCACGAUAGUCUGCGUAUCGCAUAUAUUAUAAGACGGGGAAUCACACGUUGCCAGGCAGACAGUAUCUCUAUUAUACCUCGACCUUCCCCGUUGCGCGUGUCAUACAGCAUGAAGGUGACUGAACGAAUUAGCUUUGAAAAGGAAAAAGAAGAUUCCCAGAUGCAUUAUCGUUACCUCGCUCAUUCAGCGGCAGGCACGAAAUUAUCUUUAAAUAACUUACCUUGGCUACCGCAGACGCGAAGAAAAAAAGAGCACUUACAAACGGAAUUUCCAAACAUCUUUAUAUACGAGCGAUUCCACGUUCGCCAAAUCGAACAACAAAUAAGUAUUUGUUCCAAGUUGUUCGUUUUUAUUUGCUGUGUUUUAAUAUGGAAUCGUCCAUAUAUAAGAUCCUUGAAACAACGAAGUCACACCAGUCGUGCGAGUUACUCAGAGUUGUGAAUUGUGCAGAGUUGAAAAAUCAA